AAGAGAUUAAUUCGUACAACACCGUAAAACCGAGAGAAGAAGAGAUGUUUGUUUGACGUUGUCGUGUAACGUAAACAAAUACAAUGAAAACCUAUGGAGCUUUGUUCCUCACUUUAUCAUGUGUUUUGCUUGUCUACUUAAAUUGCUGUGAUGGAAAAACCUUUGAUGUAAAACUUCUGGAAGAACCUUCAGGUUUAUGGAGUCAUAAUGAGGAAGACAAACCUCUGGUUAUGCAAAUAAAUCCUGCCAACUUCAGUGGACCUCCCCAUUUUAGGUCCCUCAUUGGCAAAUGUUUCAAUAAAUCUGAUAAUAUGUACCAGUAUAAAUUCUGCCCUUUCUUCAAUAUAACUCAGCAUGAACUUUCUCUGAGAUGGAAUCCUUACAAUGGUAUACUCGGUGUAUGGCAGAAUUGGGAAAUUGCUAACAAUACAUUUACAGCUAUGUUACUAAAGGAAGGCGAUGCAUGUGGAACUGUCUCACGUACAUCACGAGUUGUCUUUGAAUGUGCUCCAGAACACCGGCUAAAAAAUGUUUCAGAACCUCGAACAUGUGAAUACCUAUUUACAUUCCAAACUCCUUUUGUAUGUCAUCCUAAUGCAAUGUUGGUCUACCCAACAAUGGAGGACCAUUUGAGAGAUGCUUGGGAUGAGCUCGAAGGACAAUAUGUUCGUGAAGAAAUUACUAAAAAGGGGUACAACAAAGAACUGACCAAAAUAUUUCAGAGAGCUGGUUUUAUUCAGACUAAUACAAAACCAUUGAGUAAAAAAUCAAAUGAUAUGCUAUCAAGUAACAAUAGCAAUACUGGAAAUAAUCAAUUCACUUCGCUUGAGCAAUGUACUGCGGCAUUUAAUAUACUUCAAGCAGAAAUUGAGGGUUUACGCACUCUACUAAUGCUGAAGGAAGUGAAGAGUAGUAAGUCUUAUUUCAAUAUUAGUGAGCACCACAGAGGAGGAAAGAUACCAAUGAACUGACACUAUGACAACAUGGCAAACACUUAUCAUUCUCCAAAAGCAAAUGAGCUCAGUGCCUGGACACGUUACAAGUUUCCAUUCUUUAAACAGAAGAGACCGAAACAAUACUUUUGAUUGUUAAAUUAUUUUCUUUCAUUCUGAAGUACAUGAUACCUGCUAAACAACGUUACUCAUUUCUGCUGACUAACUGAGAAAAAAAAAAUACAAAAGACUUCAUAUUUUCAUCAGAAUAAUUUGAAAGAAAUUUCCAUGUCACCAACCCCAAUCUUUGGGAUUCACAAAUGAAUGGCAUCAUAUUUAUUGAAUAACUACAUCAUCAUCAUCGUUUGUGUAUAUUGAAUGUAUAAACUUCAAAAAAUAAAUUUAAAGAAAUAAACUAACAAUGUUCAUUUA
This is a messenger RNA of Octopus bimaculoides (California two-spot octopus), 1364 nucleotides long. Its product is annotated as N-acetylglucosamine-1-phosphotransferase subunit gamma. The record is from RefSeq and is a predicted model, not a curated record. NCBI's taxonomy places the organism in Eukaryota, Metazoa, Mollusca, Cephalopoda, Octopoda, Octopodidae. Gene Ontology annotation, cellular component: Golgi apparatus.